GUGCGAUUACUUCUGCGUGAAUUCUCCGAAGUCAAGAAGUUCUUAGCCCCUUCACUCUCACAGUACCUGAUAGCAUAACAUAACCUAUAUAGGUAUUGUAACAUUCAGGUAAAUUACAACGGAAUACAUUCUUCUCUGCUACAUGUAAUUCCAUGGAUUCGUACACUUCCACAUCACUCUAUCCUACACCUCGCCAACCUACUCGAAUCGAUCCUUAUGCAGGUGAAUGAGGGAUCAAAGUAGUCUAACUCUAGUCAACUAAUCGACCUGGACCUCAACCUCGACUUCAACCUUAACUAUAUCUAAAUAACCACCUAUAUUAUCUCGGCAACUUGAUCGAUAAUAUCGAUAGAUCCCUCGAACCCAAAUCUAUCGGAGAAAAAUCCUUCGAAACUCUAGAUCCCUCGGCUGAACACUACCCUCCCUACAAACCUAUGUCUCUCUUGUAUUUAAGCUAAUUGUCUUUAUUAUACGCUACAAGAGACACGGGAGUUUCAGUUCUAGCUGUUUCCUUCCUUUAUUUUUGGUUAUGACCGAGGUGACGCUUGAUUAAAUUUCCAAACUCGCUGCUGGGCAGUCACGGGACUAAGUUGAGUGACGUCCUGACCCUAAGCACAACCACGACUACUGCUGCGACCACAUCGGAUCUACAACCAGACAGACAGUCGCGGCCACAACCACCACGAUCACGACUGCCACUGUCACUGCCACUGCCACUAUGGACGACAAGGCCUUCUCCCCCAUCGUUGGCACGCAGGAGACUGCCGAACCAGUCCAGGUGGACAGCAGCAUCGAGCAAGCGGCCAUGAAGGCUCCCAAAUCUUCAUCCUCAAUACAGCCAGCAACAAAAAAAUUACAAACCAAACGUGUCACGUCUGCAUCGAAUACUCCAAUCCCCUCACGAGAAUCAUCUCCGGUGAGACCAGCUCCUAAAACAAACGCAUCUACUCGACCAACACCGGGUCCAGGUCGGUCGAGAAAGAAUAGCACGCAGGAAGUGAGCCCAGCACGCUCAGCCAGUGCGAAUACCAAUCCACCACCGUCUGCAGCUGCUACACAGAGAGUUUUAUCUGUUGCCUCCACCCCCAUACUCCAUCCCAAUGCUUCGGAAUCGGCCAUAAGAUCACCUGUACCCCAGAAGCCAACAAUAACACCCGAAAUCAGAGAAACUCCUCGCUGGCCGAUUUCCCCCAGAAUUCGAUCCCCCCCUCCUAUCAACAAGCACCCCAUCCUAUCACCACGGAAGAACGAUCAAGAGCCGCCGUCAAUAAAUGUCCAGCGACUACCCCAACCAUCGGAACAACAGGAAGGAAAGCAAGGGAUGACAGACAGCGAAGCUGAAGAUUCGCCGUCUGUCCCGGGUAUGAGAACGCCAGCGAGAGGAGUUAGUGGAGCCAGUUCAACACUGGAGACCGUACAAGAGAUUAGUCAGCCAAAUACUCCGGGCUUAGAUUUUGAUAGCGCUUUAGAGAAGGUCGAUGGCUCGCCACAAUUACUACCGGAUCAGGAUGCUUCUACGCACAAUGCGUCCACGAAAACUAUCACGGCGAUGUCUACUACUGCUGCCAAUGAGAGUGGGAGUGAGAGUGGCGGAAAGGGCGAGAUCAAGAUGAGGUCUACAUCGGCUGCUCCGCAAAACACUGCCCGCCCUAACGGUCCAGCAACAAAAGCAUUCACAGGUGCAGGAAGAGGGAAACCGUCUGGUGAAGGUUCGGCAAGGAACAUGACAGUCGAAACAGAGACAGUCAGCUCGAUUCCUCAAGUAGCUGUUGGUGGACCAGCUGGCGCAGGAAAUAAUGGAAGCAUACGUACCAAACCAAGUUCGGAAACGAUACGGCCGAAGAAGGAGAAGAAGAAGACCGCUCGCAAGGCGCCGUCGGUCACUUCUGGCACUGCUUCUUCUAAGGCAGAUAUAUUUGAGGCCAAGGUUGCCAGCGCGGUUGACGAAGCCAAUUCCUCUGACUCGGAGGAGACUUUCGUCUACGAGUCGAAUCCACCAGAUGUCACGGAUCGACCACGGCGCUUUCAUUCCCGUACUCCAAGUGCCACAUCGAUGGCCAGCCAAAUCGACCAAAGAAAUGGAGUACGCACGAUUAUGGACGGUUACCAUAGUGUGGCCAUGAAGAAAAGCAUGAAGUUCGCCAAUUCUUACAACAGUAAUGGCCAGGAGCAAGCCCCAGGAGAGGACGAUGGCAAGGGGACCGCCCGGAGUAAUACAGGUACAGGUAGGGGAACGACACAUCACCACCACAUUGGCGGUCGUUGGAAUCGCAAUGGUGGUGGUAACGGUCACCCAUCUCUCUUUGAUAUCGAAUCUCCUUUUCCAAAUGCAACAAAACCGAAAAUUGCGAACAGCCUCCGGCAGUCGUCACGACCUUCGAGUCCAAGAACAGCUAAUAUGAGAAUGGCUGGAAAUGUGAAAAGAGCAUCGCCGAUACCAUCGACCUACGACCUUGACGAUGGAGCAGAUGACGAACGAACACCAUUGGUUUCGACAAUUCGGUCGAGCAGGUCUGGCCGAAGUCGACGACAAGCAGGAUCGAUGCGACAAAUUGAGCAUCAGGCAUCACGCCAUGAACGUUCAUUCGUGGCUCGGUUUGCCGGCUGUCUAGUCUUGGCAGCGAUGAUUGCUCUGGUAAUUUCCGGAGGUGUCGGCUUCAUGUUUGCGACAACCCAACCUCUUACCGAUGUUAAAAUACUGGCCCUGAAAAACAUUAUCGCAAGUGAACAAGACGUCAUCUUGGAUAUGAAAGUCCAGGCUCGGAACCCGAAUCUUGUAGUUGUUACAGUUGAUUCUACGGACUUGGUUAUCUUCGCAAAAUCCAAGUAUGCAGGGACAGAUACCGAGUGGUGGAAACAUCCUUCGGGGACAACGCUUCUCCGGAGAGUUCUUCGAAGGCGAGAUGAUGAUCCACUCGAUCCACCGCUAGGCGACGACCCCAACACCAGCCCAAACUUGGUCAUUGGUCAUGUUUACGAAUUUUACAGCCCGUUGACCUUUGAGGGCUCACCUUUUCACGCCGAGCCCUAUUCAUCACUAGGCCAGAUUCGUAUCGAUCAUCCAGGGAAUGACACGACACCAGCGGGAAGCGAGCGUUGGGGAAGAGUUGUACAGCAUGAGUUCGACCUUAUUGUGCGAGGUACUCUCAAGUACACACUGCCCCUCAGCCCAAGAGUUAGGAGUAUCAGCGUCGAGGGCCGUGUCACAGUCAAACCAAAUGCUGCCGACCAGGACCCAGAAGAAGUUCACAUUAUAUGAGGUUCAUAUUAUAUGAGGAUCCCAUUUGCUAGCAGCAUUGAGGUUGCUUACCAUGCCACAUUUGCUAUUGUCAACGUCUUGCUUUUCCUGUACUAUUGAGCGACUCGAUUUCUUAUGGCAUAGGCGACAAGAGGCGCAAGCAAAGUACAUCUACGUGGCUGCACGGUUUGGCUGCCUCGGUUUGGGCAACAGAAAGUAGCCGGAUGUUUACCACCUUGUACCUUUUCUUCUGAGUGGUAUUCAUGCCGGACCAGAUUCGAAGCUUAUCUUCUCUGGUUUCUUUUCAGCGGCUUGGAGAUACCACAGUAUAGAUGGCAGAAAAGAUAGAGGCCAGGAUGGACUCAGGCGAGCAAGACGUCAUGGAUCAACUCCAAUUCUCUUUUUAACGGCCGACUUUGAUGAUUAUAGUUGAGAACUGCAUCACGUUGCAUUGGGCUCUUGUAGAGUAUUAUCACCGAAGUGGUGACUUGAUAAAGACUUUGUACAUUGGGGCGAAAAGACGGAUGCGUGGCGCUCUCUGUCCGAUAGGUGGAGUACAUCAUGGGAAAUUGGCUAAUGUGCUCCUCGCUGAGCUGAUAAUUAAAAGAAAUAUGGAGAUCAGGAUGACUAUGGGACCUGAUGCUUGUGUCCAUACAUGCCCAUACAAUUGACCAUAUUUACAUAUUUUUAACCUUGCUUUGCUGGCGGCGAGUGCCUGUUCGGUAAGUAAUUAUCCUGCCGAAUCAACCUUCUGCUGCCACUUGUUUAAACCUUUCAUGGUUCAUAGCUUGUCAAAAGAUUCUCCUUGCGGUCGCUUGGAAUUUCUAGUGCCAUCGUCGUUACUCAAAUCGCUGCAUGCUUCAUCAGGCAGCAGUCUGGUUGCUAAAUCUGGCUGAUGUGGUGCUGGUAGAUGAUGUCGACAAGCUCUUUCACCCUGAG
Cadophora gregata is the source of this 4177-nucleotide messenger RNA. RefSeq lists its product as uncharacterized. The transcript has 3 exons. Gene Ontology annotation, biological process: vacuole inheritance; positive regulation of phosphatidylinositol biosynthetic process; protein localization to vacuolar membrane. Lineage: Eukaryota; Fungi; Ascomycota; Leotiomycetes; Helotiales; Ploettnerulaceae. Gene Ontology annotation, cellular component: PAS complex; fungal-type vacuole membrane. The record is from RefSeq and is a predicted model, not a curated record. Bases 719 to 3259 code for a protein of 846 amino acids.